GUGAAGCGUAAUUGAAACUAUUGAUAAUAAAUAAGGAAAUCGUUCUUGUUUCUCAUUUUACAUGAAUACGUUAUUAAACCGUAAUUUUGUACCAGAUUUAUCGUUACGGUACAAUUAUGGCCUACAUGUCAUAUUGAUAUCCAUCACUACGAACGAUUGAUUGAUAUUUUUGAAGAUGGAGCAAGCAAAGUCGAGUGCUGUGUAUUUUUCAUUAAAGCAUAAUUUGUAAAGAGUCGAGAUAAAUUUACAUACGAAAUGGUGGUUCAAAAGAAUUGGAAUAACACAGAAACAACGGCGUCUGCUUCUGAAAGCCAGACCCAAAAUACAGCCACUGUUUCAUGGAGUUUCCAAGCUCCUACUAAAACGUUGACUGUUCGUCCAAACACUACAUGCACCAUGCAAACGAAGCAGCCAAUCACACGGCAAAUAGCCAUUAACACACUAGCAGCAAUGCAUCGACGGUUCAGCCUGCCUGGCCCAGUGCAGCCCUAUUCCAGGCCCAUUGCUGAGUUCCGGGCCAGCGCCAACAAGUCUUUGGACAUGCUGCGGCAGACCAUACAGUCAGCAGUGACCAGGGAAAUUGAUCAAGUGAUAAAAAAGUAUUUGGAAAAAUUCUUUGUACCUGCAGUAAAUAAUAUUAGACUGAACUUGGGAGAUGAGUCUGUUAGUGAAGAUCAGGUGCGAGCCAUUUGCCGAGCCAUGCUGGACGCCACGCGCCUGCUGUACACCACGCCCGCCAAGCCGGCGCCGUGCCCCUCCGACACCAGCGAAGACUCCAACAGCGCAGACAGCAAGAUUAAACAAACCAAUUUACAGAGUCCCUCGCAUACCAAACGCAAAGAGUCCGAGGCAGAUUUCGACGCAUGCUUCAAAAGACGCAAGAUUAAGCAGGAAGAGACUUCAGACAGCGGGUCCUCGUCGCCCCUGCCGCUGUCGACCUACAGGGACCCUGAGAAAUGGAACCCUAACCGGCUGACGCAAGACACGCUGUUUAUUAUGGGGUCUCACGCUCACAAGGUCUUAGGGUUGGGCAACUGCCGUGGUCGGCUGUAUACGCGCCACGCGGGCUUGCUGCGCUACCCGGCGGACAGCUCCGACAAGGAGUGGAUCGCCAGCCACAAUCUGGUCAACGCCGUCGGCGGCAAAACAUAUAUCAUGGUACUCGAAGAUAUAGAAGAACUAGCGAACAGCGAUGCCUACCGUCACAACUCUUUACCAAUGCUCGGCGAACUAACGGGCUUCAAAGUGCCACCAUUCAUGCUCAGAAAAAUAAAAGCAUACGUAAUGAAACGGGCCCUUAGUGGAGACAUUAGUAAUCCAGACAGUCCACAACCCUCCACCAGCAAUGAUGACCCCAACUUUAAAUCAGAAGUUAAACUCGAACCCGAUCAAGAUACAUACGACUCUUUCGACGCAUCGCGCUACACCGAUAAUACUAGAGAUUUCGCUGACGUACCAACUAACAAAGAUGAUACCGAUUUAGCUGAUAUCAAAGUAGAAGAUAUUGAAGAUAUCAAAGUUGACGGAAUCAAAGUUGAAGACCUAGACGAAAUGAAAGUAGACGGGAUUAAGGUGGAGGAUUUGGAUGUGGAUAUCAAAGUAGAAAACAUCGAUGACAUUGACGGAAUAAAUGUAGAGGAUAUGAAAUUGGAGAAAGAAGAUUUCGCUCUGUGCAAGCAAGAUGAUGAUCAGAAUCAUCUAGUUGAUGGUCUGCUGGAGUCUGAUAUUGAGUUUCUCAGCAGAAAUCUCGGUAAUAUCGAGAGUGACGCGGACGCCAGGAAAACUAUUGAGAAGUUGACGGGAGCCAAUCCGGAUACUAUCACUCUUGUGGGUGACGAGUUUGAUUUGGGGCCCACUUUGAAUACCAGCAACUUUUCCAGCAACCAAACAAAAUGCAUCACCGUGGCGUCCACCACGAGCGGCAUGAUCCACAGCGUGCCCGUGGCGCACAUCCAGGCGCCGCGCAUCACGGGCUCCACCGUGCACUACUACACCAGCGUGCCGCAGCGCACCGUGCACCAUCUGCCGUCCGUCACCAUCCAGGGCCUGCCGCAGUCGCAGGUGCUCCGCGGAAUCCCGAUCAACACGAAAACCGGCACAUUCAGCACCGUAAUGUCUCAAGGCACCGCCAGCGCUAUCAUCGGCUUCGGAACUCGUACUACUAACGCUACUCCAGUCCAGUACGUCAACGUCUCCUCUAAAUCGUUCCCCACUGGUAACAUCUUACAUAACGCUAUCGUUUCUCGUAACAUUCUCAACCGCACAGCGGUCACCUCUGCCAUGUCGUUUAACGUUACCACAGUCAAGCCGGCACUGCAAACUACUCCUAAAAUAAGCACCGUAGUAACAGCGAGCACUGGAGACUUCGACAACAUUUCUACUACUAAAGACAUGAUCGACAACGCGUGUAACUCUUCGGUCAUGCUCAAGAAAGUUCUCACACUGGGAAGUGCCGGCGCCGCUAAAUCUUUCAUGAUGCAUAACACACAAAAGGUUCUGUCUACGGGUUUCGCUAACGGGUCUACCCCACCGCCUAACGUCACCAUCGUUAGCUCGGGCAGCACGAUUUUAAGCAAUGCCAUCAUCAAUCCUACUUCGAACAUAACGAGUCCGACGUCAGGCACUUUGAGCGCCACUCACGCAACCCUGUCCGCUUUGCUCGCGUCGAACGCCGAGAACGCCCAAGGAAACAAGAAUUAAAAUUAGCUUAGAUUCCAACAUUCCCAAGUAAUUAAUCAUUCUCGAAUUCGUGAUCUCAAAAUGUAGUUAUUAAGGUAACUAUUUAUUAAUGCAUUUACUGUCACUAUGUAUUGAAGCUUAACAUUCUCGUGGCGUAAUAACGAAACAUACGAGUAAUAGGGUUCAAAAUUACAAUGCUAUUUCAAAAUAUUAUGAACCGUAAUGUAGAGUAAUUUUAAAUGUAUCAUGAUCAAAAUUCUAUUGAUUGAAUAAUAUGGAGAACCACUUAGUACGGCUGAAAACUUGUGAUUCGAGACAUGUUUAAUUGGAUUUAUAUUAAUUUACUACCUCUUAAGUUACCUGAUCGCUUAGUUGUGUAAUACUGAAGUCUAUUAUUAUUAGUAAGCUAAAUCAGAAUGUGGUUAGCUAUAAUUAAGUGCUAAAUCAAAGAAUGAAUCCUUGUGGUUGGAAAUGCCAUAAAAUAAUACCGUUAUUUUUAAGGUACUCUUUGACUUUAGGGCUUGGUUGUAACUUUCUAUCUUCUGGUUAAAUGAAGGUUGUGUUUAUUAUAAUAUGUGCCAAAUUAGAGUACAAAUAACUGUAAAUCAGUAUUAUUUAUAUGUGAUACUUUUUCAUUGUAUUUUAGGGCAAAUAUCGUUUUGGAUAGCUUGUAAGCUGGCGUUUAUUUACAUGUUAUUAGAAAAGGGAUUAGUGUUAGUAAAUGUUUCGUAAAUAUUAUCAUUUUAAUGCUUUGUUCAUAAAUGUUACCUACAGUUAAUGAAAAUGCACGCAAAAUUCGAUCACUGAUUUUAUCACAACUAGUUACAAUGUGGAAAUUGAUUUAUAUAUUUUCUUUUUAACUGUCAACUUUAUCUCAUUUCAUUAUAAAAAUAAGGAUCAUUAUAAAACCAAAAAUAUCUUCGACAAAAAUUAUUUGCUUUAA
Cydia fagiglandana is the source of this 3622-nucleotide messenger RNA. RefSeq lists its product as uncharacterized. The record is from RefSeq and is a predicted model, not a curated record. The transcript has 10 exons. Bases 256 to 2700 code for a protein of 814 amino acids. NCBI's taxonomy places the organism in Eukaryota, Metazoa, Arthropoda, Insecta, Lepidoptera, Tortricidae. Gene Ontology annotation, cellular component: nucleus. Gene Ontology annotation, molecular function: DNA binding; nucleosome binding.